UAGGGGGCGAUGUGCAUCUAUAACGCUGGUGACGACCCGCCAUUAAAUGAAGAAAAAGAAAAACUUUGAUGACGACAUUGCAAGAGGGAAAUAUAAACGGACUCGCCUGUCUUCAAUAUUAAACGAAAGUUGAAAGCAGUAGAAAAAAAAGGAGGAUGCAGAGAGCUUCCCGUUUGAAGAGAGAACUUCAGAUGCUGAGCACUGAACCUCCUCCAGGGAUCACAUGUUGGCAGACCGAAGAACGCAUUGACGACCUGCGUGCUCAAAUAGUUGGUGGAGUGGAAACUCCGUAUGAAGGUGGAAUCUUUUCCCUGGAGGUCAAAGUUCCAGAGAGAUACCCAUUUGAGCCUCCCAAAAUGAGAUUUUUGACACCCAUCUACCAUCCAAACAUUGAUGGUUCAGGACGUAUCUGUCAUGACGCCCUCAAACUCCCACCAAAGGGAGCAUGGAAACCCUCCCUAAACAUCUCAACAGUCCUUACCUCCAUCCAACUUCUGAUGGCAGAACCAAACCCUGAUGACCCUCUAAUGGCUGAUAUAGAACCGUCAAGUUUCUGGAUGGCCGCUCCACCAUCUGAGCAACGCCUCCCCUCAGGAAGGUAUACAUACAGCAUCAGAGUUCAGAUACAACAAACAGAUGUUUAUGCAGAAGGCCAGGAAAUGCACUGAAGAACAUGCGGUUCAGAAGACCACGACAAUCUUGGAGAUCAGCCAAAACAAUGUACGAGAGAAUGAAUCAUCGCGCAAAAGGGAAGCUUCCGGUGCACAGAAGGAGAAAGGCAAGCUAGCAAAGAGAACAUGUGUAUAGUGGCAACCACCUUGUUAAAGCCAUGUGCCGCUUUACUUUUGAGAGACGUGUAUUUUGCAGUUUAUUUGCAUUAUUUUAUUGAUACAUUUUCACAAUCAUUCACGUACCCAUAAUAUACAGUAGCUACAUAUGUACAGGUAUUUGCAUGUUUGUGUUUUAGUAAAUAUUAAAAAAAUACAAAGGAG
Molecule: messenger RNA, 992 nt
Organism: Nerophis ophidion (straightnose pipefish)
Lineage: Eukaryota; Metazoa; Chordata; Actinopteri; Syngnathiformes; Syngnathidae
Gene: ube2t
Product: ubiquitin-conjugating enzyme E2T (putative)
Exons: 8
Coding region: 156-668 (170 amino acids)
Source: RefSeq, a predicted model, not a curated record